CUUUUUUUUUUUUUCUCUGUCUCUCUCACAGUCUGCACAAACCUCCCCAACCCAACCAAGAUUCCACCUAACCUCAACAUGGCCCCCGACGACCCCUCCACCGGCACCAGAAACUUCAUCCGCAAUCCGCGCCGUCUUCUCAUCCUCUCGCCCAGCUCGCAUUCCACGACCAUCAUCCCCCCUCUCCUCCACACCCUCACCGGCGCACCUGUCACCGAGCCACCAUCUACAUCUACAACAACUACAACAGCCCUCUCCUCAACGACAACCCUCGUAGCCUCCUCCGCCGCGUCAACCGCCACCGUAACCUCAUCAACAGCCUCCCCAACGACGAUCCCCAGCACCAGUUUCGCCGGCUACACCACGCACCCGCCUCUCCCCAUCCAGAACCGCUACUACACGGCCGACAUCCCCAUCUGGGUUGACGAGAUCCCCCUCUCGGCAACAUCAGAAACCACCACCCCGCUGCUCCCCGCCUCCCCCGCACAAUGGAAGACCGAAUUCUCCGGCCCGGACGCCCAGGUCGUCCGCGACGCCAUCGGCGCCGUGAUGAUCUGCGUCCGCAAUCCGGUGGACCAUCCGCAUCAGCACCCCCAUGACGCUGCAUCAUUCCUACAAAAUUCGGCAUCACCUCCGGGGCCUACGGUUCCCAUCACCAACCGAGAGCCGGAGCAGGCCGAAGAUCGGGCGGAUGUUCGCGGAUUGAAGGAGUUCAUCCACGCUAUUGGGGAAGUGCGGGGUUUGAUAGAGGAGGAGAGGGGGGGCAUGGGGGUUGGGGAAGUUCCUGGGUUGUUGGUCCUAGUGGAUGCUUCGUCAUCUCCUGCUGGUGCUGGCGCUGCCCAGAGGAAGGUGAAGGGAAGUGGUGGUGGUGAUGCGAAUGGGCUCGAUGAUCUGGAUGAUCUGGAUGAUCAUCUUGAUGUGGAGAUCGAUGAGCCGUUUUCCGUGGGGUGGUGGGAGGAUCAAUUGUGUGAGAUGGGGUUGAUGGGGUGGGAGGUUGUGCGGUGGUGUCCGAAGGGGAGUGCAGCGGACAAGGAGGAGGAGGAUGAGGGGAGGAAUCGAUAUGGAGAAUUGCAAGGCAUGCGGCGGGUUAAGGAAGUGUUGGAAACGCAUGAUUGGAGUGCAGCGGAGGAGACCGCGGGUGUGGAGAUGGGAAUCGGCAAUGACGAUGACGACGACCUGGAGAGACGGCUCUUGGGGCUCGACGACGAGGACGCCGGGGAGGCUGGGUUCGGUUUCGAAGUGAAUGAGUUGGAGCGCGAGAUGGUCGGUCUGCGCAUGGCGAUCGAGCGCGGCAGCGACGAUUACUUUGUCGAGGAGGAUGAGGCGGACGAGGAGCUGCGGGUGGAUGCGGUGGAGGCGCUGCUGCUGCGGAUGCGAGCUAUCAAAGAUAUGAGCGACGGGUUACCCAAAACGGAACGGAAGCGAUUCGCUGCCAAAGCGGUCCGCGAUAUCAUGAAGGAGUUAUAGCAUAGCACAUAUACCAUACUCCGGAUAUAUGAUAUGAUAUGAUAUGAUAUGAGAUGAGAUGAGAUGAGAUGAGAUGAGAUGAGAUGAGAUGAGAUGAUGUGGUCAGCGUUAUUUGCCUACAUAUACAGUACAUGUG
Aspergillus japonicus CBS 114.51 is the source of this 1603-nucleotide messenger RNA. RefSeq names its product adaptin-binding domain-containing protein. Gene Ontology annotation, biological process: vesicle-mediated transport. Gene Ontology annotation, molecular function: protein-macromolecule adaptor activity. The coding region runs from base 79 to 1467 and encodes 462 amino acids. NCBI's taxonomy places the organism in Eukaryota, Fungi, Ascomycota, Eurotiomycetes, Eurotiales, Aspergillaceae. The record is from RefSeq and is a predicted model, not a curated record. The transcript is spliced from 3 exons.